GCGUCACGCUCCUUGACCGUCCCUCAACGACCACGACGACGAGCUCGCCUUUGUAGUUCGCCAUGGCCGGCCAUCCUGGUCCUCGAAGCCAGGAAGGCAUGUAUACCUCCCCCUCCCCUCCUUCCUCCGACCCCCAUGAUCCCUUCAGCAACUCCCAGGCCGCCGAUGGGAGAUACUUCGAUAACGACUCUGACAACUAUGGCCGUCGCGAUACCUACAUGUCCGACGGCAGCCAGAACGGCCUGAAUGACGAUGACCGCUAUUACGAUCACCAUGGGGCGUAUGACCCGUACGGCCCACAGCCAGAUACAGACUCCGAGGUCGAUGUGUACGGCACGAAGUAUACGCCAUCCUCGGAAUCGCUGGGACCCCCGCGCAUAGGCAUCUCUGACGCGUCCACACCGACCUACGUCGAAGGCAAUAGCCCGUCGGGCGCCCGCGAGCCUUAUCCUGCGUGGAGUUCGGAGCGGCAGAUUCCCCUAUCGAAGGAGGAGAUAGAGGAUAUCUUUCUUGAUCUGACACAGAAGUUUGGGUUCCAGCGCGACUCGAUGCGGAAUAUGUUCGACUUUAUGAUGCAGCUCCUCGAUAGUCGCGCGUCGCGCAUGUCGCCCAACCAGGCACUGUUAACGCUUCACGCAGAUUACAUUGGCGGGCAACACGCGAACUACCGGAAGUGGUACUUUGCGGCGCAGCUUGAUCUGGAUGACGCGGUUGGGCAGACACAGAAUCCCGGGCUCCAACGCCUCAAGUCGGUCAAGUCGGUAAAUAAGCGGGCUCCACCCAGGAAUGCCUCGCAAAAGUCUCUCAGCGGCGCGAUGGACCGCUGGCGGCAGGCGAUGCACAACAUGAGCCAGUACGACCGCAUGCGGCAGAUUGCGCUCUGGCUGCUGUGCUGGGGCGAGGCCGCCCAAGUGCGAUUUGUACCCGAAUGCUUGUGUUUCAUUUUCAAGUGCGCGGAUGACUAUUACCGAAGUCCAGAGUGCCAGAGCCGGAUCGAUGCCGUGCCUGAGGGGCUGUAUCUCCGGUCUGUGGUUAAGCCGCUCUAUAGGUUCAUACGUGAUCAGGGAUACGAGGUUGUCGAUGGCAAGUUCGUGCGGAGAGAACGAGAUCACGAGAGCAUCAUUGGCUACGAUGAUGUCAAUCAGUUGUUCUGGUACCCAGAAGGCAUUGCUCGUAUCGUGCUGACUGACAAAACUCGACUGGUCGACUUGCCCCCAGCACAGCGGUUCAUGAAGUUCGACAGGAUCGACUGGAACCGUGUCUUUUUCAAGACGUACUACGAGAAGCGCUCCUUUGGACACUUGCUUGUCAACUUCAACCGUAUCUGGGUUAUCCACAUAGCCAUGUACUUCUUCUACACCUCGUACAAUUCACCCACCAUCUACAAUGGCGAUAAUUCGGCGGCCAUCCGAUGGUCCGCUACUGCGCUCGGCGGUGCAGUCGCGACUGCUAUCAUGAUCGCUGCUACACUGGCCGAAUUCUCUUAUAUCCCGACGACAUGGAACAACACCUCACAUCUUUCCCGACGCCUCCUUUUCCUGCUCGUCACCCUGGCGCUCACUGGUGGUCCGACGAUCUACGUCGCGAUCGCGGUAAGCAACGGGUCUGGCGGUUCCGUUCCCCUGAUCAUCGGUAUUGUGCAGUUCUUUAUAUCGGUUGUCGCGACGCUUCUGUUCGCUAUCGUUCCCUCCGGACGGAUGUUCGGCGAUCGGGUGGCAGGCAAGUCACGAAAAUAUCUCGCGAGCCAGACAUUCACGGCCAGCUACCCGUCGCUGAAGCACUCGGCGCGGCUGUCGUCCAUUGUGCUCUGGGUCCUCAUCUUCGGCUGCAAGUUCACCGAAUCGUACUUCUUCCUUACGCUGUCGUUCAGGAGUCCGAUCCGCGUGAUGGUGGGCAUGAAGAUCCAGAACUGCAACGACAAGUAUUUCGGCAAUGCUCUCUGUAGGAACCAGGCGGCGUUCACGCUCACCAUCAUGUACUUGAUGGACUUGGUGCUGUUCUUCCUUGAUACAUUCCUGUGGUGGAUCAUUUGGAAUACGAUCCUCAGCAUUGCGCGGUCGUUCUGGCUUGGACUGUCGAUCUGGACUCCAUGGAAGGAUAUAUACAUGCGGUUGCCGAAGCGGAUCUACGCGAAGCUGCUCGCUACAUCCGACAUGGAGACAAAGUACAAGCCCAAGGUCCUGGUGUCGCAAAUAUGGAAUGCGAUCAUCAUCUCCAUGUAUCGCGAGCACCUGCUGUCCAUUGAUCACGUGCAGAAACUGUUGUACCACCAGGUUGAUGCCGGACAGGAUGGUCGUCGCAGUCUUCGAGCUCCGCCGUUCUUCAUCUCUCAGAGCGAUAAGGGUUUCAGGGGCGAAUUCUUCACCCCGGGCAGUGAGGCAGAACGCCGGAUAUCGUUCUUUGCACAGUCUCUCACUACUGCUGUACCGGAACCGCUACCUGUUGAUGCCAUGCCGACGUUUACGGUGCUCACGCCUCACUAUAGCGAGAAGAUCUUGUUGUCUCUUCGCGAGAUUAUCAGGGAGGAGGACCAGAACAGCCGUGUUACACUUUUGGAAUACCUCAAGCAGCUGCAUCCGGUUGAGUGGGACAACUUUGUCAAAGAUACCAAGAUUCUGGCAGAAGAGUCCGCUAUGUACAAUGGCCCUAGUCCGUUUGGCUCUGAUGAGAAAGGACAGUCGAAGACGGACGAUCUCCCCUUCUACUGCAUCGGUUUCAAAAGCGCAGCACCUGAAUUCACUCUUCGGACGCGUAUCUGGGCAUCAUUGCGCGCACAGACGCUUUACCGCACGGUCUCUGGUAUGAUGAACUACGCGAAGGCGAUCAAGCUUCUCUAUCGUGUCGAGAACCCAGAAGUUGUACAACUCUUCGGCGGCAACACAGACAAACUGGAGCGCGAGCUUGAGCGCAUGGCCCGUCGCAAGUUCAAGUUCGUCGUAUCCAUGCAGCGGUACUCGAAGUUCAACCGCGAGGAGCAGGAGAAUGCAGAGUUCCUUCUUCGUGCAUAUCCUGAUCUUCAGAUUGCAUAUCUCGAAGAAGAGGCUCCUCGCAAGGAAGGUGGCGAAGUUCGGUUGUUCUCUGCGCUGAUUGAUGGACACUCCGAAUUUAUCCCCGAGACCGGCCAUCGUAAGCCCAAGUUCCGCAUCGAGCUCCCCGGUAACCCUAUCCUCGGUGAUGGGAAGUCUGAUAACCAGAACCACGCGAUCAUCUUCUACCGUGGCGAGUACCUGCAGCUUAUUGAUGCCAACCAAGAUAACUACCUGGAGGAAUGCUUGAAGAUCCGCAAUAUCCUCGGCGAGUUUGAGGAGUACUCCGUGUCAACCCAGAGUCCUUACGCUCAGUGGGGCCACAAGGAGUUCAAGAAGAACCCAGUUGCGAUCGUCGGCGCCCGCGAGUACAUCUUUUCUGAGAACAUCGGUAUCCUCGGUGAUUUGGCGGCAGGCAAGGAGCAGACGUUCGGUACCUUGACAGCGCGUUCUUUGGCAUGGAUCGGCGGCAAACUCCAUUACGGUCACCCCGACUUCCUCAACGCCAUCUACAUGACAACUCGUGGUGGCGUAUCGAAGGCUCAAAAGGGUCUGCACCUCAACGAGGAUAUCUACGCUGGUAUGAACGCAUUCGGCCGCGGUGGUCGUAUCAAGCACACGGAAUACUUCCAGUGCGGCAAAGGACGUGAUCUUGGUUUUGGGACUAUUCUCAACUUCCAGACCAAGAUUGGUACUGGUAUGGGCGAGCAGAUGCUCAGUCGCGAGUACUACUACCUUGGUACUCAGCUUCCCAUUGACCGCUUUCUCACUUUCUACUAUGGUCAUCCUGGCUUUCAUAUCCACAACAUGCUUGUCAUUCUCUCUGUGCAAGUAUUCAUCACGACCAUGGUCUAUUUGGGAUCUCUUAGGGGCCAGUUAGCGAUUUGCAAGUACAAUUCGGCCGGCCAGCUGCUCAGCCCAGCGGGUUGUUACAACCUUAGUCCAGUAUUCCAAUGGAUCAAUCGUUGCAUUAUUAGCAUAUUUUUGGUCUUCCUGAUUGCGUACUUGCCUCUGUUCUUGCAAGAACUGGUUGAACGCGGCACUGCGAAGGCUAUCCUGCGUCUCGGGAAGCAAUUCGCCUCGCUCUCGCCUGCAUUCGAGGUGUUCUCAACCCGGAUCUCCUCUCAUUCGAUUGCAAGUAAUCUCACCUUUGGUGGUGCCCGCUACAUCGCCACUGGUCGUGGAUUUGCAACGGCGAGGCAAAAGUUCAGCAUUUUGUACUCGCGGUUCGCGGGUCCCAGUAUCUAUCUCGGUAUGAGAUUGCUGGUCAUGUUGCUGUACGUGACUAUUACGCUGUUCACCGGCUGGGUGGUCUAUUUCUGGGUUACUGUCCUCGCACUGUGUAUCUCGCCUUUCCUCUUCAACCCCCAUCAGUUUUCCGCUGCGGAUUUCAUCGUCGACUAUAGGGAGUUCCUGCGCUGGAUGAACCGUGGUAACUCCCGCGUGCAUCAAAACUCCUGGAUUGGCUACUGCCGCUUAUCUCGCACGAUGAUUACUGGGUACAAGAAGAAGAAGCUGGGCCACCCCUCCGAGAAGCUCUCAGGCGACGUUCCAAGGGCAGGCUGGCGAGCGGUCAUUUUCUCUGAGAUUGUCUUCCCUAUCAUUAUGGCCAUCCUGAUGGUCGUUGCGUACAUGUUCGUCAAGUCCUUCAAGGUCAACGGCGUACAGCCUCCGAGUCCCCUGAUCCGUAUCGCGAUCAUCUCUCUAGGACCGAUUGUCUGGAAUGCUGCUAUACUGCUGGUGCUUUUCAUGGUGUCCCUCUUCCUUGGGCCAUUCCUUGAUACGCCGUUCCCGAAGUUCGGUGCUACCAUGGCUUUCAUUGCGCACUCAUUGGGUGUCGUCGGCAUGAUCGGAUUCUUCGAGUUCCUGUGGUUCCUGGAAUCGUGGAACGUCGCGCAUGCCGUGCUCGGUCUCAUUGCCGUCAUCUACAUUCAGCGGGCAAUCAACAAGGUUCUCAUCUCGGUCUUCCUGUCUCGAGAGUUUAAGCACGAUGAGACGAACCGUGCGUGGUGGACCGGGAAGUGGUAUGGCCGCGGCCUGGGCGCGCAUGCCAUCUCGCAACCAGCGCGGGAGUUCAUCGUCAAAAUUAUCGAGUUGUCGCUCUGGAGUUCAGACUUCUUGACCGGACAUUUCCUUCUUCUCAUCUUGACGCCCCCUGUCUUGAUACCCUACAUUGAUCAACUGCACUCCACCAUGCUCUUCUGGUUCCUUCCGUCAAAGCAAAUACGUGCUCCUCUGUACUCUAUCAAGCAGAAGCGCCAGAGACGGUGGAUUGUGAUUCAAUAUGGCACUCUAUACGUGCUAGCGGUUGCUAUUAUUGCAGCUCUGAUUGCUGUUCCUCUCGCUUUCCGCGAAACGCUGCGAGUCAAUUGCAGUGUCUGCCAGCGGGUCUGAUUGGACGAUUGCUUACCUUCAGUUACACACCGUAUAGAUUACUUGCACCUGUACUUGUUCUUGUUUUUUUUGUGUAUCCGGCGGACAAUGUCGCUUAGCUUCUCAUGCGGAGAUGGACUGUUAUGCCUAGUGGAGUGUCUCGUUAGUUGACACGCCAAUGACCGUACCUAUACAGCCACGAACAAUACUAUUGUGUAUGACUGCAACUCGUGCAUUACGAUGCCGUAGGUGCCUUUGACAUGGUAUAGGUAUGUCGUACGUACAGUACUAGUGUAUGGAGCGACUCGCAAGGCGGCUUCUGACCCCGC
Messenger RNA from Laetiporus sulphureus 93-53, 5728 nucleotides. Its product is annotated as glycosyltransferase family 48 protein. The record is from RefSeq and is a predicted model, not a curated record. The transcript has 12 exons. Gene Ontology annotation, cellular component: plasma membrane; 1,3-beta-D-glucan synthase complex. Lineage: Eukaryota; Fungi; Basidiomycota; Agaricomycetes; Polyporales; Laetiporaceae. Gene Ontology annotation, molecular function: 1,3-beta-D-glucan synthase activity. Bases 63 to 5420 code for a protein of 1785 amino acids. Gene Ontology annotation, biological process: (1->3)-beta-D-glucan biosynthetic process; fungal-type cell wall polysaccharide biosynthetic process.